Cyprinus carpio (common carp) is the source of this 2082-nucleotide messenger RNA. Its product is annotated as sorting nexin-21-like. Gene Ontology annotation, biological process: protein transport. Gene Ontology annotation, molecular function: phosphatidylinositol phosphate binding; protein binding. Bases 575 to 1765 code for a protein of 396 amino acids. Gene Ontology annotation, cellular component: early endosome membrane. The record is from RefSeq and is a predicted model, not a curated record. NCBI's taxonomy places the organism in Eukaryota, Metazoa, Chordata, Actinopteri, Cypriniformes, Cyprinidae. The transcript has 4 exons.
GCGUCUGCGUCUGUCUUCUUAGUGCUGCUCAUCAGACAUUUGAUGGAUUUAAGACAUGAAUUUGUUUAAAUAUGAUCAAAUAUUUUCUCAUAAUCUUUGAAAAAAGCGCUCUUCUUCAGCUCGAGGUUAUUAGCAAGCACCUAGCGAAGCUAAAACUGCGAGACGCUCCCACUUUCGUGGAUGUUUUCAGAAGUUUCUUCAUGUGUAAAAAAUGAAUGAUGAUGAAUAUAGUUUGUUUAUGGGAAUUAUUAGGAGAACUUUAAAAUUUGAGCUUGAAAUAUGCUGUAUGUUAAGUGUUAAUGAAACUUAUUAUGUGCUCUAACCGUCCGUAGCGAUGAAUAUUUGUUGUUAUGGCAUCUGCUUUCCAUGGAAAGUGCAGAAAUCCUGUGCUGUCGCGAGGCUCUUUUCACCAGACCUCGUCGAUUAAUUAUAAAUAUGCAUGUGAGGGAUCAGUUUCGCAGCUCGAUGAAAGUUCAUGAGAGGGUUGGAGUUUGUGUUUCCAUCACUGACUCACUCACUCAGUAACUAGUCAUUAGUUCUGGCGGAUCUGCCAUGAGGUUGGAGAACGGCUAGGAUGGCCUCUAAACUGUUCGACAGACUUCGCCGCACACUGUUCAAAGAAGGGGAUCUUCCUGCGGAGACGGAGGGACACGGAGCAGAGGACUUUCCUGAAAGCUCUGAGCUCGAGGACGAUACAGACUGCGUGUCGGCCAGACUCGGAGGAACCCUGUGCUUUGAGGGCGGAGGGGCCCUGGACUCUGAGGACGCAGGAGACGCGUCGGGGCCAGACAGCGACUCUGACUUCUUUGGAGAGUCCAUAGAUAAUGCAUGUAGCAGCACAGAGACCAGUCCAAUAGGGCCUUCCCCAAAAGCCUCAAAUAUGAUCACCAGACAACUACAAGAAAACUGGCGGAGCUCAAGAACUCGAUGCAUUCCUGAAAAACUCAUUUUUGAGGUGACUGAUGCCAGUGUUGUCCAUGAAACAAACUCCAAGUAUGUGCUCUACACGAUUCACGUCAUCCAUUCUGGGACGUUUGACAAAACUCCCGCUAUCAUCACGCGGCGCUACACUGACUUUGAACGGCUACACAGCCGCUUGCGUCGCCGUCACGGAGACGAAAUGGAUGGCGUGUACUUCCCUCGCAAGAAGCUGCGCAAAAACUUUGCAGCCGAGACCAUUGCUAAGCGCAGCCGGGCGUUUGAGCAGUACCUGACCCACCUUUGCUCCCUUCUUGAACUACGGAGCACACCUACGUUUCUUGAGUUCUUCUACCUGGGUGAUCUGCGCGCGGGCCAGAUGCUGAUGCGAGUGGGCCGGUACCAAGACGCCCUAGGCCCUCUUCUCAAUGCUCUGCGACUCCAGGAGAAGUUAGGAUGCCAUCAGCUCCUGCAGCUCAACCAGCUCCAGAGGGUUCAUUGGUUCUUCACGCUCUCCGCCUUGGUCACCUGCUUUCAAGAACUAGACCAGCUCAGUGAGGCUCAGGAACACUGCGACCGAGCCCUGCAGGACCUAGCGCCUUCCCAGGAGGCUUUGCAGCAGCACCAGUUGCACCCUCUGCUCAUCCCGCUCCUGCAGUCCAACGUGAGGCUGUCCUGGAAGGUCUCGAAGGACAAGAGGCGCUGGGAAGCUCUUCUGCAGGAGAUCCAGGAGCAGGGGAUUGAUAUCGGGAAUCAGCCCAACCUAAAGGAGUGUCUAAUUAAAGAGAGCAUCGAGGACAGCGAGGGGCUGGUCAGGGCUAAGGGCAAAAGUGAAGAUGUCCCGUAAGCAUUCAGGAGUAUUUUUUUAAAUAUGAGUUUUAGCAGUUUUGAGGGAUGUUUCUGAAAUCAAUAUGUUUGAUAGAUUACAAAGAAAACCUGUGGAAUUAAUACUAACUAUUAUAAUGCACAACACGCCUAUCACUUUGAAACACGCAUACAGUACAUUUCAUGUUCACAUUUCAAUAGCGUUUAUUAUAGCCUUAUUUUUUAUUUGGUAACACUUUACCAUAUGAUUCAAUUUGUUAACAUUUCUUAAAGGAAUAGUUCAGCCAAAAAUGAAAAAAUGCUGAAAGCCAUCCAAGAUUUAGAUGAGUUUGUUUCUUC